Acanthochromis polyacanthus (spiny chromis) is the source of this 1359-nucleotide messenger RNA. RefSeq names its product homeodomain-interacting protein kinase 1-like. The record is from RefSeq and is a predicted model, not a curated record. Gene Ontology annotation, biological process: peptidyl-threonine phosphorylation; peptidyl-serine phosphorylation. Lineage: Eukaryota; Metazoa; Chordata; Actinopteri; Pomacentridae. Gene Ontology annotation, molecular function: protein tyrosine kinase activity; protein serine/threonine kinase activity. The coding region runs from base 127 to 555 and encodes 142 amino acids. Gene Ontology annotation, cellular component: cytoplasm; nucleus. The transcript is spliced from 4 exons.
CGCUGUCUCUUUAUUGUCUACUGUGUCACAUCUUCAUUUGAUGUUUUUUCCACAUUUAGAGCUCCAGAAAUCUUCCUGGGUCGGCAGUAUUCAGAGGCCAUCGACGUUUGGUCGUUAGGCUGCGUGAUGGCCAGGAUGAUGACUCAAGAUAGUCUCUUUGGAUCAGACUCAGAAUACUGGACACUCCGACGCAUGAUCCAUCUGCUGGAUCUGCCGCCGCAAUAUCUCAUCGAUGCUGGCCGGAGAUCACGAUUAUUUUUUGAGAGAAUGCCAAAUGAUUGGUGGCGGCUGAAGACACCUAUGGAUUAUUUUGGGACCGAUCUCGUCCACUCCGACCCCACAGUUUACAAGUUCGACUCUCUGGAAGAAAUGAAAACGCUGUGCUCUGAGACGGACAACCCAGCAGAGGCUGAUGAGAGGAGGGAGUGCAUCGAGCUGUUGAAGGCGAUGCUUCAGUGGGAUGAUGACGACAGAAUCACCCCCAGUGGUAUCCUCAAGCAUCCCUUUAUCACCAAAAGCUACCUCAGCAGCAGCUCCUCCACCAGCAGUUGGUAAGUGUGUUUCUAUUUACUUUGUACACAGGUUGUGAGACAUUAGCAGCCCAGCAGGUGACAAAAGACUGAUAUGGACUUUUGUUGAUUUCCAUGUUUACAUUCUCUGCUUGUCGGAUGUAAACCCAACAGUGUAUGUUUCCUUUUUUUAGCGAUGAAUCUAGACCCUCCACCAGCCUGUCCAUCAUGGUUAAGCCUGCAGACCCUGAAAACAGAAUUAACCUGACAGGCUUGCUUGAUGAGGACAGUGACCUGAAGAGCAGUGAGUAUGAGGACAGUGACGAUGCUGACACUGCUGAAGACACUGAGGACAGCAUGGAUAGUAAUGAGGAUGAAGACACUGAAGUCACUGAGAAGGAGCAGAGAAAGACAAAGAAGAAGAAGAAGAACUGCUUCCAACGUGUCUUCUCUUGGAUAAAGAAGACGUUCUGCUGCUGCUGUGUGUCCGAUGUGAUGGACUGAGCAGCACUGUCAAGUGUCUUUCACUGUCACAGUUUUUCACUGUGAAGCGUCUUUAACGCAUGGCUUCCCACACUUGAAGAGGAAGGCCUGGUCUUUGCAACAGGAUUCCACUCUUUUCACUUUUCCUGUUCUCUCUCUCCUUCACCCUCACCCCAACCGGUCGAGGCAGAUGGCCGCCCUGUCUGAGCCUGGUUCUGCCGGAGGGUUCUUCCUGAAAAAGGGAGUUUUACCUCCCCACUGUCGCCAAGUGCUUGUUCAGACAGGGAAUCCAAAGGAAACUUUGGAUUUGUUGGAUUUCUCUCUAUAAUUUUGUCUUUACUUUUCUUAUUGAAGUGUCUUGAGAUGA